UCAUGAAAUUUUUAGUGGUUCUUUUAGCAUUAGCUGUAGCAUUUGAAUAUGAUGAAAGUUUGGCACGUUAAUUGACAGCAUUCUCUUUUGGUGCUUAUUGUGAAAUCAAUGACAUCAAUAAUUGGAAUACAGGAACUAUAAGUGAACAAUAUCCACAUUUAACAAAAGUCUAAGUUUUUGAAAACGUUGAUAUGGUAUUUUUUAGAUAUUAUUUUAGAAAACAAGAGGAUAUAUAGCAUAUAAUACUUAAACUUAAGCCAUUACUGUAGUAUUUAGAGGAUCAGAUAAUAUUAAGAAUUUUAUUGCAGAUAUAGAUACAAAAAAAACAAAUUUCAACACAGCUUGUAAAUGUCAAGUGCAUGAAGGCUUUUUGGCAGCAUAUUCAUCACUCAAAAUACAUUUGAAUAGUUUAAUUGGUGAAUAUAGAGUCAAAUAUCCAUAUGCUAAAUAUCAUGUUACAGGUCAUUCAUUAGGAGGUGCUAUGGCUACUUUAUUUGCUAGUGAAUUGUCUAUGACUGGAAUUAAAGUAACUUUGGUUACUGUUGGAGCUCCAAGAGUAGGUGAUUCUGAUUUUUAUGAUUGGUUUUCUAAGUUGUAAAUUACUCAUACAAGAUUAACAAAUAAAAAGGAUAUUGCUCCUCAUCUACCUCCUUUUAGAUUUGGUUUUGAACAUGUUAAUACAGAAGUUUGGUAUUAUGAUGGAGUAGAUUAUAUUAUUUGUAAAGAAGUAAAAGGAGAAGAUCAAACUUGUUCAGCUUCAGCCACACGUACAAAUUUGAAUGAUCAUCAUUCAUAUUUGGGUUGGUCAGCAAGUUCUUGUAAUUCUGAGCCUGUGAUGCAAAUUUCCAAUUGAU
This is a messenger RNA of Paramecium pentaurelia, 854 nucleotides long. The record is from the annotation of a GenBank genome assembly. NCBI's taxonomy places the organism in Eukaryota, Ciliophora, Oligohymenophorea, Peniculida, Parameciidae.